AUAAAAUAAAAUAAAAUAAGUAAAUUUUAAAAAAUAAGUGAUGCAUUUAUGGUAUUUAAUAGGCAUAUUUUGGAAAUUAUGCUUUUAUAAAGGCAAUUUCAGAAAUUACUGUGAUCUAUUGGCAAUUGGAAGAUACUUUUAAAAGUUGAAUAUUCUUUUCCUCUUUAUUACCCAGCUUUAGUAAACCACUUGCCUUUUAUUACCACUAACAUAUAUUAACAGAAUGCUUUUCAUAGGUUGAAACCCUAACCUACAAUGGGAUUGUAGUUGGACAUAGGUCAUUUAUAGAGGUAAUUAAGGAUAAGUGAGAUCAUAAGAGUGUGGCUGUAUCCCAUUAAGACUGGUUUCCUUCUGUUGACAAAAACUCAAUUAACAAUCAAGUUAAGAAGAAAAAAGUGAAUUUUAUUCAAGCCAAACUGAGGAUUAUCACCCAGGAGACAGACUCCCAGAAUCUCUGAGAUCUGUUCUGCCUUUUAGAAGUUGAAGGCACAAUUAUUUACAUUUUUCAGACAAAGGAUUGUACAAAAAAAUGACAUACUGACAUUUUACAUAAAGUUCAUAGGCCAAGUAAGCAUGUACAAAGCGAGCAGUGAGUCACCAUGACCCCCAACAGAGUUUGGAAAGAAUGCUAAUCUUUUAAGAAGUUCCAUUGCUAACAUCAGAAGAAAGGGGAAAAAAAUUGAUCUUUACAUUCAAGAAAGCAUUCCCAUCUUUGAGGAGGACUAGUUAGUGUGUGCAGUGGAAUAACUGAGGACGUGGAAAGGAGACGUGACCCAUGAGCCCCCGCCCCCCAGCAAACUGGGGGCUGGCGAAUAAGCCAGAACUGUAAACAGUCCUGAAUGCUUUGAGUUCCCCCCCCCCACCGGCAAAUCGGGGGCCUUCGAAUAAGCAUUGAGUGCUUCGGGCACUGAUCCAUGCGAUGUUCUCAGUAUAAUCAGAAUAGUGGGAACACAAGGCAAUGUCCUUGUGCUGCUUUUACGCUCAAGGACGAAGCACGGCAUGUUUUCAAGAAAGCCCAUUAUUGCUUGUAUAAUCAAUAAAAACAUAUGUUGCUGCUUUGGUAUUUCUGGAAUGUUAAGAAAACAAGUCUUAAAAUGUAAACAUAGGUAAUGCUUAAAUAAAAGCUACCACAGCAGGACAGAUGGCGCUGUUUUGCCUGAGCGAGCGGCAGCCCUCUACUGCUGUGCUUCGGCACAAUUCAUCUCGUGUGAUGAGUUUACUUUCGGCCCUGUCAUAAGAAAAACUACAACAUUUGGCGCCCGAACAGGGACCUGAAUGUAAGUAAUCGCGUGAUCGCAGGACCGAAGGGGAAAUUGGUCCGCUCAAGAGUAAGCGAAACCUUCGGGAGCAGUAGAGUAACUGUAAUGGGGAAUUCCCACUCAGUAGACUUUCAAUACAUUAGACUCCUGAAACAGUUAUUACGGAGUUCAGGAGUGAAAGUGAAACCAGAAUCUUUUGAUGAAUUGUUUGCGCUGGUUCGUAAACAUUGUUACUGGUUUCAACCUACUGGUCAUAACCAGUUAAAUUUAAAAGUUUGGAAACAGGUUAUGCGAGCCUUAAGAAGAGCUCAUCAGCAUGGAGACCCUAUAUCUGUCCGUGUUUGAUCUCUUUGUAAAUUAAUUUCCCUUGUCCUGGAACCAUUACAAUCUGAAACUGAAAGUGAAAAUGGGGCGCGCCCUCAGCGUCCGAAUUCUGCUCCCUAUCAUUCUGCUUUUCGUAAGUCUCCUAUAGAGGACCUUCCUCCGCCUCCUCCUCCCCUUGUGUCUGAGACAGGAGAGGAUUUUUCAGGUUCCAGUGAUGAAGGGGCUUUUUCUGAUGGUGAUAAAGAUCGGGAGCAAGCUAGCAAACAAAAUGAGAUGCCACUUUCUCAACAGAAUGAGAUUUCUGAUAUACUUUCAAAGUUGAAAAAUUUGAUGACUGAAUUGGAAGAAAAUAAAAACAAUGCUGCCACCCCUUCAUAUCAGGAGCCAUGUCCUACUAUUCCUUCAGCUCCUCCUUUAGAAUUAGUAGCUUAUCCUGUUGGAGCCUCUCGUCAGUUUCGCUUUCCUCUAAAACCUGAAUCUAAUAGACUAUUGUUGGAAGAAGAGAUGAAUAAGGAAGAAAAGCAAUAUUCUGAAUCAUUUUUUGCUUUCCCUAUUGUUAGACAAGCUAUGCCUGCUAAUGAUCAAUUUCCGAAUGGAUAUGUAAGUGUUGAGUAUAACCAUCAUGAUAUAAAAUUUUUUAAAUGCUAAAAGAAGCCAUUAAUGCGUAUGGGAUGCAUUCUAAUUAUGUUCAAGGACUUUUGUCUGGGUAUGCUACCGAAAACAUGUUAAUUCCUCAUGAUUGGGAAGCGAUUGCCAAAACUGUUCUUGAACGUGGACAAUAUAUGCAGUUUAAAACUUGGUGGAGAGAGGACGCUGAAAACAUGACAAGGUCUAAUACAGCCCAUAAUUCUCCAGAGCCACUUUUAGAUGAAUUAAUAGCAGCAGGCGCAUUUAGUGAUCUACAAGCUCAAGCUCAAUUUGAUGAUUUACGAAUCAUUCAAAUAUGUAUGUGUUGUUUACGAGCAUGGUUACGAGUGGAACCUCCUGGAAAAACAGCACAAUCUUUUACUAAGUUAAUGCAAGGGCCUGGUGAGCCUUACACUGAUUUCUUGUCCAGACUGCGUGCAGCCAUUCAAAGAGCUGUAGCACAAAUAGAGGUGCAAGAUUUAUUAUUACAAUCUUUGGCCUUUGAGUAUGCAAAUCCUGAAUGCCAGAAGGCAUUGCGACCUUUACGGGCUGUAAACGCUCCACUUGAGGAGUAUAUAAAAUCUUGCCAUGAUAUUGGAUCUCCUACUUAUCAUGCCAAUUUACUUGCAGCUGCUAUAAAUGAAUAAUUACAGACUCUCAGUAUGUGGAAUUUACAGUUAAAAAUAUUGAGACCGCUUUUAUCCCAAAUGAUGGAUCAGAACUGCACUCUUUAUUUUUGCAAAUACAACAUAUAAUUAGACUACGUACUGCACCACUUUAUAUUACUCAUAUUCGUGCUCAUACUCAUUAACCCGGCCCAUUGGUAGAUGGAAAUGAUUUUAUUGAUACUUUAGUGGGUACCGUAGAGUUAGCUACAGCAGAACAUCACAGAUAUCAUACUAAUGCCAGAGGAUUGAAAAAUAAAUUUAAUCUUACAUGGAAACAAGCAAAAACUAUUCUCCGUACAUGCCCGCAAUGUGCUGCCAUUAAUCAACCUUGUUUGAAUAUUGAAGUUAACCCUAAAGGCUUAUCUGCUAAUGCUAUCUGGCAAAUGGAUGUAACUCAAUAUCCUGGUUUUGGAAAGUUAAAAUAUAUUCAUCAUUCUGUAUAUACCUACUCUCAUUUUUCAUGGGCACCUCCAUUAUCUUCUGAAAAAGGUGAUGCUGUAAUAACUCAUUUAUGAGAAGCUUUUACUGUUAUGGGAGUUCCCGACAGCAUAAAAACUGAUAAUGCUUCUGCAUAUCACUCUCAAAAAUGUCAGACUUUUUUUGCCACACAUAAUAUACGGCAUGUUACAGGUAUCCCAGGAAAUAGUAUGGGACAAGCCGUUAUUGAACGACAAAACAGCACUUUGAAAGAAAUGUUUAUAAAACAAAAAGGGGGAGAUGAGGUACAAAGUCCUAGGAAAAGAAUACAUAUUGCUUUAUUUAUUCUUAAUUUUUUCAAUCAUGGAGAAGAUGGUUUUAGUGCAGCUGACAGACAUUGGACAAAAAUAAGUACACAAGAACUUAGACAGCCUGUUUCUAUAUUAAAUGAAAAUACUAACACUUGGAAACCUGCCGAGGUUCUUCGUUGGGGCCGGGGAUAUGCUUUUGUUUCUGAAGGAGCUGAAUCUUUUUGGGUGCGGGCUAAAAAGAUAAAGCUUCGGGAUGGCAACUAAGCGUAGCUUUGAUGUGACGGGAAUGACGAAGGGAUUUGCGGAGAUGGAUUUGAGCAAGAGAGCAUUCCGUGUGCCAUUGGAUCGAACAAAGAGGGCGUCUCCAUUGACCUGGGGGCAAGUGAAAAAGUUUGCAGGCACUGCUGAAAAUCUUGUCAUUUCACAGGGUGCCUCUUGUGGAUCGAUUAUCGGAUUGGGUCCAUUGGACUCGAUGCCGAGGAGAAAUGGCUCGGGUUCUUGUUAAUACUUCUUGGGGAAGCGUCAUUGAUUGGAGACAUUUUGGCUCCGCCAGAGGAAAAAGGGGUCUGAAGAAUUUACACUGGCAUAGAGAGGAUAACACUAUUUAUAGCAAUACUAUUAAUGAUACCAUAGUAUGGCAUGCUGGAGGGUUUUCUCCAGGUCCUCAUUUAAAUGGAUAUCCUAUACAAAAGGACUUGUGGAAGCUUAUGACAGCUUUGAAAAAGAUUAAUGCCUGGGUAGGACAUAUGGUUAACAAAUCUGAAAAUCAUAGUUUGACUUUUCAUAAAAAUGUUACUUGGUAUACUCGUAGUUGUGUGAAAUUACCUUAUAUAUUGUUAAAGGGACCAGCUGUAUGGAAUGAGACUCAAGGUAUUAUAAUGUGUAAAAAUUGCUCUCUGUAUACCUGCAUUAACUCUAGUAUAUCUUUUAACAUAUCUACUGAAAGUUUGUAUAUCUUACGAGCUCGGACAGGUCUUUGGCUUCCUGUCAAUCUUGGAAGGGAAUGGCAAGAAUCUCUUCCUAUGGCUGUUUUGCAAUAUUUAGCUGAUGCAUUAAAAAGAAGUAAAAGAUUUGUAGGAAUGUUGAUUGCAGCUGUCAUGGGUAUUAUAGCCAUAACAGCUACUACUGCAGUAGCUGGAGUUGCUUUAGAACAAUCUAUUCAGACUGUUGAUUAUAUAACUGAUUGGCAUAAAAAUUCUGAAAUGCUUUGGUCCUCUCAACGACAAAUUGAUUCGGAAAUCCAUUCGGAAAUAGCAGACUUACAAGCUGUGGUUAUGUUGGGAGACCAACUUGUAAAUUUACAAAGACAAAUGAAGCUACGUUGUGACUGGAAUCAAAGUGCCUUUUGUGUCACUUCGGUUCCAUAUAAUCAGUCUGCAUUCCCCGGGGCAAAAAUAAAAAGGCAUUUAUUACAUCACAAAAAUUGACAGAAGAAAUUGUGAAUUUACAAGGGAAAAUUCAACAAACUUUUCAGAAGAGAUUACAACGACUUAAUUCACAAGAAGUAUGGACUGGAAUUAUACAAGGACUUAAUAAUCUAAAUCCCAAGUCUAAAUUACAUGCUUUAUUUGGUUCUACUGCAGGAUUGCUAA
This is a messenger RNA of Aethalodelphis obliquidens (Pacific white-sided dolphin), 5198 nucleotides long. RefSeq names its product endogenous retrovirus group K member 13-1 Env polyprotein. The record is from RefSeq and is a predicted model, not a curated record. NCBI's taxonomy places the organism in Eukaryota, Metazoa, Chordata, Mammalia, Artiodactyla, Delphinidae. The transcript has 2 exons. Gene Ontology annotation, molecular function: structural molecule activity. Bases 4092 to 5033 code for a protein of 313 amino acids.